Schizophyllum commune H4-8 is the source of this 1392-nucleotide messenger RNA. RefSeq lists its product as uncharacterized. The transcript is spliced from 3 exons. NCBI's taxonomy places the organism in Eukaryota, Fungi, Basidiomycota, Agaricomycetes, Agaricales, Schizophyllaceae. The record is from RefSeq and is a predicted model, not a curated record. The coding region runs from base 50 to 1225 and encodes 391 amino acids.
GCCCAACACUCUGUUCUCUCUUCCUCUACGGUAGGAGAACACCGUGACUAUGUUGCCUAUAGAGCUGUAUGAAGCAGUGCUCGACCAGCUUGAAGACGACAAACAUUCGCUUGCCAUGUGUUCUCGUGCAAAUCGCACCCUGCUAGAUAUAGCGCAACACCGAUUAUUUGCCGAUAUACGCCUCGACUUCGACUCCCAGGCCACAAACCUCGAGUCUCGUCCAUACCAGCUCCUCUCCGCGCUAGAGACAUCUCCGCAUCUGGGAUCGUAUGUCCGGCGGUUCACCGUCAGUUGCGAGUCAGACUCGCUUCUCGUCAUCACUUACCUCCUUCCACCGAUACUCGAACAUCUUUCCGCUCUCCGUUUCUUCAGCGGCCGCAAUGUCUUCAGAAGGACUCUCAGCGUAAAGGCACUCGAACGCGCGACCAAGCACCUGCUCCAACUGCCGACUCUGGAACAGGUCUGCCUACACAUGACAGUCGACUUCCCCUUCCAUCUCAUCCGUACGCCCUCUCUACGACACCUGGUACUCACGGACGCUGGAGAGACCGGGUCAUCGCCUUUAUGGGCGGCCGAGCAAUCGCCUCUCAAGCUGCGUACCUUGAAAUUGUGCUCGUCGCAGAGCGUGGUGCAGUCGCGCGCGUUACUGUGGUUACAGAGCGCCCAGAUAAACCUCAGUGAUCUCCAAGCGCUUAUGCUCGAUAUACAAUGGAUGGAUGUCGCCACUGCGCAGAAGUUGCUUCGUGUUUCCGCAGGAACAUUGCAGUUGCUUGCUUUGGCGCCUCACAGUACGGACGACCGCGUCACGUACGAAUUCUUGGAUCUCCUCGCACAGCCCCCGUUCUGCUGGAAAUCAUUGCGCACCCUGGUCAUCUAUACGGCCAGGCUGUCCGGCUCCUACGGUCUAUGCCUCCCAUCGUGUGACGAUCAUCAACUGGGGUCCCUCGACGCUGCCCUGUCAGAACGGAAGGAUAUGUACCCUGCCCUGCAGGAUGUGAUCAUCCUGCCUUGCGCGCCGUUUGGAGAAAUUUCCUGGCAUGAGUCCCGUGCGCUGGCUGUGGACGAGGAGAGGUGGUGGAGGUUUCGCGAGCCGAUCGAUAUCCGUAUGCGAAAUCGAUGGCAGAAAUUCGUCGCGGACCAGCACAGUAACUGGAAGACCUCGUUUCCGAAAUGCGCUGAAGCCGGCAUGCUACGCGAUACUCCGUCAACGGAUAUAGAUGCUUGAAGAAGUAUGCUUGUCAUUACCAACCUGUAAAGUGACGAAUCGGUCUGAUUUCUACAUGCUAGUUAUGCAUUUUCUGCGACCAUCGGUCCAGCCACGCCUUGAAAUCAUUGGUGGAUCGCGCAAUGUACGUGAACCGUGCUUGUAUGCUAUCCAACGCCUGCGCAAGC